Molecule: messenger RNA, 1314 nt
Organism: Ectocarpus sp. CCAP 1310/34
Lineage: Eukaryota; Phaeophyceae; Ectocarpales; Ectocarpaceae
Source: the annotation of a GenBank genome assembly
GUGCCCCUUGGUUCCCAUCGUGCCGCCUUGCCGCACGAGAUGGAGCGGGAGGUGGCGGCUUCUCCGACGAACGAGAAGGAGCGGGAGAGGACAGCGACUUCGGAGUUUUCGGUGACGUUGGGUCUUCCGGCCGGUGCUGAAGACGGAGCAUCGUUUGCGGCGGCAACCACGGUGUACGAGUUCCACGUUGGAGAUACAGCGUUCCUAUCCCGCCCGCUGGAGAGGCCUGCAAGAGGUGCCACCUUCCACGAUGAGGACAAAUUGGCAGCUCUUUCUGCAUGGGCUGGCAUCAAACAACUUGUCCGGAGGAUGAAGGACGCCGAGGACUUCUAUCGACGAGCGCUCGCGAUCCGUGAGGAGCAGGUGGGCGUCGAUCAUCCUGAGGUGGCACGCACCCUGGAUGACCUCGGGCUUUGUGCUUUCGCGGUAGGGAGGAUGGCAGAAGCCGAGGAGUUUUUCGGACGAGCGCUCGCGAUCCGUGCGGAGAAGCUGGGCGUCGAUCACCCGGACGUGCCAUCUACCCUGAAUAUCCUUGGAAACUGCGUUUGCAAGCUAGGGAGAAUGAAGGAAGCGGAAGAGUUGUAUCGACGAGCGCUCGAGAUCCGGGAGGAACCGCUGGGCGUCUAUCACCCGGACGUGGCACGAACCGUGAAUGACCUCGGCGUAUGCGCUUCUAAGGAAAAGCCAGGCGUCGGUCACCCGGACGUGGCAUCUACCCUGAAUAACCUCGGGGUUUGCGCUUCCAAGGUAGGGGACAUGAAGGAAGCCGAGGAAUUUCAUCGACGAGCGCUUUCGAUCCAGGAGGAAAAGCUGGGUGUCGAUCACCCGGAAGUGGCUUACACCCAGAACCACCUCGGGGUAUGCGCCCACAAGGUAGCGAGGAUGAAGGACGCAGAGGAGUGUCAUCGACGAGCGCUUGCGAUCCAGGAGGAAAAGCUAGGCGUCGAUCACCCGGAUGUGGCACUCACGCUGCAUAACCUCGGGGUGUGCGCCUGGAAAGUAGGCAGAACCGCGAAGGCCGAGGAGCUUCAUCGACGAGAGCUCGUGAGGAAAAACUCGGCGAGGACCACCCGCAUGAAGGAGAAGGCCGAGGAAUUGUUUCGACAGGCGCUUGCAAUCCGGGAUGAAAAGCUGGUCGUCUAUGACUGGGACACCGCGAUUACCACGAAGGCCUUAGCAGAGCUGCAUAGGUCCGCCUUGGCGGUAAUGACUCAGACGGUGGCCGUGCCCGUGCUGUUGGCUGGCGUUGUGCUAUAUGUGACAACAAGCGCGCGACAUAGGGGGGAACGUCCGGUGGCAAACGGAUUUUCUUAG